AUGAUCUUGAGCUACUUCUUCACUUUUCUGAGGUUUAACUUCAUCUAUUACAAAAUUAAAAAAUGCUUUCUUUACUAUAAUGCCGAAGAGAUAGAACUAAAUCAGCAAGGAUUGAAAAUAGUCCACCAUGCAGAGAAGACACUGUCCAGCUUCUGCAAGUGGCAGAAGAGCAUCAACCCCAAGAGUGACCUCAACCCCGUCCAUCAUGAUGUGGCUGUCCUUCUCACCAGAAAAGACAUCUGUGCUGGUGUCAAUCGCCCCUGUGAGACACUGGGUCUGUCCCACCUGUCGGGAAUGUGCCAGCCUCACCAGAGCUGUAACAUCAAUGAAGAUUCUGGACUCCCUCUGGCUUUCACAAUUGCCCAUGAGCUUGGACACAGCUUCGGCAUCCAGCAUGAUGGGAAAGAGAAUGACUGUGAGCCUGUGGGCAGGCACCCAUACAUCAUGUCCCGCCAGCUCCAGUACGAUCCCACCCCGCUCACCUGGUCCAAGUGCAGCAAGGAGUACAUCACCCGCUUCUUGGAUCGAGGUUGGGGUUUCUGCCUUGAUGACAUCCCAAAAAAGAAAGGCUUGAAGUCCAAGGUCAUUGCUCCAGGAGUGAUCUAUGAUGUUCACCACCAAUGCCAACUACAAUAUGGUCCCAAUGCUACCUUCUGCCAGGAAGUAGAAAAUGUCUGCCAGACACUGUGGUGCUCAGUGAAAGGCUUUUGUCGCUCUAAGCUGGAUGCUGCUGCAGACGGGACAAGAUGUGGUGAGAAGAAGUGGUGUAUGGCUGGCAAGUGCAUCACAGUAGGGAAGAAACCAGAGAGCAUCCCUGGAGGCUGGGGACGCUGGUCACCCUGGUCUCACUGCUCCAGGACAUGUGGGGCUGGAGCCCAGAGUGCAGAGAGGCUCUGCAACAACCCUGAACCAAAGUUUGGAGGGAAGUACUGCACUGGGGAAAGAAGACGUUAUCGCUUGUGCAACGUCCAUUCCUGCCGCUCAGAAGCACCUACAUUUCGGCAGAUGCAAUGCAGUGAGUUUGACACCGUUCCGUACAAGAAUGAAUUCUAUCACUGGUUUCCUGUUUCUAAUCCAGCACAUCCUUGUGAACUCUACUGCAGACCUAUAGACGGCCAGUUUUCUGAAAAAAUGUUGGACGCUGUCAUUGAUGGUACCCCUUGCUUUGAAGGAGGCAACAGCAGAAAUGUCUGUAUUAAUGGCAUAUGUAAGAUGGUCGGCUGUGACUAUGAGAUAGAUUCCAAUGCCACAGAGGAUCGCUGCGGCGUGUGCCUUGGAGAUGGCUCUGCCUGUCAGACUGUGAGGAAGAUGUUUAAACAGAAAGAAGGAUCUGGUUAUGUUGACAUUGCGCUUAUUCCAAAAGGAGCAAGGGACAUACGGGUAAUGGAGGUUGAGGGAGCUGGGAACUUCCUGGCCAUCAGGAGUGAAGACCCGGAAAAAUAUUACCUGAAUGGAGGAUUUAUUAUCCAGUGGAAUGGGAACUACAAGCUGGCAGGAACCGUCUUUCAAUAUGACAGGAAAGGAGACCUGGAGAAGCUGAUGGCCACAGGUCCCACCAAUGAGUCAGUGUGGAUCCAGCUCCUGUUCCAGGUGACAAACCCUGGAAUCAAGUAUGAGUACACAAUCCGGAAAGAUGGCCUUGACAAUGAUGUGGAGAAGAGGGAGUACUUCUGGCAGUAUGGCCACUGGACAGAGUGCAGUACAACCUGUGGAACAGGUAUUCGCCGCCAGACUAUCCACUGCAUAAAGAAGGGCAGAGGAGUUGUGAAAGCUACAUUCUGUGACCCAGAAAGGCAGCCCAAUGGGAGACAGAAGAAGUGCUAUGAAAAGGAUUGUCCACCCAGGCUCUUCACCACACUUUCAGUGAGCACUUUGGACCUCAACACUUUUGUAUCAUUUUGCCCAGUUGUACUUAAGGUUCCCUGGAAAAAUUGUUCUGUUUCCUGUGGUGGUGGAGUGCGGAUCCGCCGUGUGACAUGUGCCAAGAACAGUGAUGAGCCUUGCGAUGUGACAAAGAAACCCAACAGCCGAGCUCUGUGUGGCCUUCGGCAAUGCCCAUCUAGCAGGAGAGUUCUGAAGCCCAACAAAGGUACAAUCUCCAAUGAGAAAAACUUCCCAACACCUGAGAAAGACCCCUUAAAACCCAUCCUUCCACCUACAUCUAGUCCAAGAACCCUGACCACACCUACGGGGCUAGAGCCUAUGAGUACAAGUGUGACAAUCAAGAGCCCUGGUCCCACCACAACUUUCCAACAAGACCUGAAUAGGAAACAGUGGCUAAGUACCUCAACUCAGUCUGAACUGGAUUCUCAUUAUCUCAGUUCUACCGGAAGUACUUCUCAGCCCAUGUUCACUUCCUGGUCUUUGAGUAUCCAGCCAAAUGAAGAGAAUGUUUCCAAUUUGGACACUAGUCCUACCCCUGAGGUAGACCUUUUAGCCACAACAGCAAGUGGCUCUGAUGUUUCAUCUUCCAGCAACUCUGUGACUAGGCAGGUAACUCCAUACUAUGAUACUUUGACCAGAGAGCCAGAAAUGGAGAUUCAUAGUGGCUCAGGCGAAGACAGUGAACAACCUGAGAACAAAGAAGAAAGUAACCCUGUAAUAUGGGCAGACAACAGAGUACAUGGAAGUGAUGCCCCAGUGGUAAGAAGUACAAAAACACCACUUGGACCUCUGCCACCACCUUAUGUCAGAGAGGAGUCCUUCAGCACAGUGAUGGAAGGACUGCUACCCAGCCAAAGGCCCACUCCUCUCAAAAAUGGUACACCCAGACUUGAGGGGAUGUUCACUAAAAAUACAGCUAAGACUCCACUCUCUGUGGGAGAAGAUGACCAACCUGCACCCUCAGAAAAGUCAGUAAACCAUAACCAUCUAGAACCGACAAGCAACAUGAAUCUCACACAAAGUUCUGGACCAGUCGUGACAGAAGAGGAUGCAAUGAGCCUGAUUGCUGAGGGGUUUUUGCUAAAUACUUCUAAUUACAAGCAGCUCAUGACAGGCCACAGCCCUGCCUACUGGAUUGUUGGAAACUGGAGUGAGUGCUCCACGACUUGUGGGCUCGGGGCCUACUGGAGGAGUGUCCAGUGCAGCACCCAGAUCGACUCCGACUGCGCGGCCACUCAGAGGCCUGACCCUGCGAAGAAAUGCCACCUCCGUCCCUGUGCUGGCUGGAAAGUGGGAAACUGGAGCAAGUGCUCCAGAAACUGCAGUGGGGGCUUCAAGAUCCGGGAGAUUCAGUGCAUGGACAGCCGGGACCACCGAAGCCUGAGGCCAUUUCACUGCCAGUUCCUGGCUGGGAUUCCUCCCCCACUGAGCAUGAGUUGUAACACUGAGCCUUGUGAUGAGUGGCAGGUGGAGCCCUGGAGCCAGUGCUCCAGAUCCUGUGGAGGUGGAGUUCAGAAAAGGCGAGUGUCUUGUCCAGGAGGCCUCUGUGACUGGACAGAAAGGCCCACAUCCACAGCACCCUGUAACAAGCACCCUUGCUGUCACUGGGUCACUGGGAGCUGGAACUUGUGCACUGCUUCCUGUGGAGGUGGCCUUCAGAAAAGGACUGUCCGUUGUGUCUCAGAGGACAAUAAAACUGAAGACCAACACUGGUGUCUGUGUGACCAUGAACCCAAACCUCCCGAAUUCCAAAAAUGUAACCAGCAAGCCUGCAGGAGGAGUCCCGAUUUACUUUGCAUCAAGGACAAGCUGUCAGCCAGUUUCUGCCAGACACUGAAAACCAUGAAGAAAUGCUCCAUGCCCACUGUGAGGGCUCAGUGCUGCCUCUCGUGUGCCCAAACUCACAUGGUUCAUGCCCAAAGGCCAAGAAAGCGACAGACACUCAAAAGCCUCAAAUCACUCUGA
Messenger RNA from Orycteropus afer afer, 3849 nucleotides. The record is from RefSeq and is a predicted model, not a curated record. NCBI's taxonomy places the organism in Eukaryota, Metazoa, Chordata, Mammalia, Tubulidentata, Orycteropodidae.